GGACCCGUUUAUUGAUUAGUGAUUUUAUUUUGAUGAGUAGAGCAGGUUUAGAGCUGGAGCUGUAACACCCUCAGUAGGCUGUGCAGAGAGAGACAUCUGUUGCAGGGGGAGUUUGAGCCACCACUAGGGUCUGCUACAGAGAUUUCCUCCGGCUCUCUGGUUAUAAUAACAAGAAGAAUAACCCUGAUAAUAAUGAUGAGAGUGUGUGUGCUGGGAAGACUCUCGGGCUGUGUGUAAGCACCAGCCGUGGCUUUUAUAAAAAUAAAAAAGAAAGGAAAAACGACAUGUACAGGGAAGCGCUGGUUAUAUAGGAUGUGGCGACAGUGUUCCUUUCUAGGAGAGUGAGUAAGACAGAGAUCUCAGUGUAUGGGAGGGAGGUAGGGGCAGAGGAGGAGGAUGACGGCGAAGCGAGCCGCUGUGGAGCCCUUGUGCGGCUCUCCGUGGCUCGUGGAUGGAAAGGGAGCGGCAGCAGCGCGCGCUCACCGCGGUUCCGCUCUCCCGCCGCAGGAGCCCCGCGGCGCGGCCGCCACGCAGCAGCAGCAGCAGCACAGCAGCGCGGGGUCCGGGGCCGCCGGAGGAUCAGCGCCUGCGGACGAGUCUUCGGACAGCGAGGGCGAGCAGGAAGGGCCGCAGAAGCUCAUCAGGAAAGUGUCUACGUCCGGCCAGAUCCGGAGCAAGACGAGUGUGAAGGAAGGCCUGCUCCUAAAACAGACCAGCUCUUUCCAGCGCUGGAAAAAAAGAUACUUCAAACUCCGUGGCCGGACGCUUUACUAUGCCAAGGAUGCCAAGACGGGUGGCGUGCUGGCCCGAUGGCAGUACCGGGUCUCACGUAGCCGCGUGUGUUGGAGGGUUCUGUCCGUCUGCUGGUCCGGCGCUCGCCGCCCGCCUCCCGCUCUGGGUGCCAGUGGAUCGGAGGAAGGUUUGGUGGCGAUUCGGUCCCUUAUCUUCGACGAGGUGGACCUCUCAGAUGCCAGUGUUGCAGAAUCAAGCACAAAGAAUGUCAACAACAGUUUCACGGUAAUUACUCCGUUUAGAAGGCUCAUCCUCUGUGCAGAGAACAGAAAAGAGAUGGAGGACUGGAUCAGCUCUUUGAAAUCGGUUCAGUCUAGAGAGCAUUACGAGACGGCACAGUUUAAUGUGGAACAUUUCUCAGGGAUGCACAACUGGUAUGCCUGCUCCCACGCUCGCCCCACCUUCUGCAACGUCUGCCGCGACAGCCUCUCAGGGGUCACUUCUCAUGGCCUCUCCUGUGAAGUGUGUAAAUUUAAAGCCCACAAAAGGUGCGCCGUCAGGGCAACUAACAACUGUAAAUGGACCACGCUGGCAUCUAUUGGGAGAGACAUAAUUGAGGACGAAGAUGGGAUUGCAAUGCCACAUCAGUGGCUAGAGGGCAACCUUCCAGUCAGUGCCAAAUGUGCUGUGUGUGACAAAACGUGUGGUAGCGUGCUGCGCUUGCAAGACUGGCGCUGUCUGUGGUGCAAAGCUAUGGUACACACAGCCUGCAUGGACAUCUAUCCCCGCAAGUGUCCUCUAGGCCAGUGCAAAGUGUCCAUCAUCCCCCCUACUGCCCUCAACAGUAUUGACUCGGAUGGCUUUUGGAAAGCCACCUGUCCCCCAUCGUGUGCCAGCCCACUUCUUGUCUUCGUUAAUUCCAAAAGCGGAGACAACCAAGGAGUGAAAUUUCUGCGUCGCUUUAAACAGCUACUCAACCCCGCUCAGGUCUUUGACCUAAUCAAUGGUGGACCUCAUUUAGGGCUGCGCUUAUUUCAGAAGUUUGAUAACUUCCGAAUCCUUGUGUGUGGCGGAGAUGGAAGUGUUGGCUGGGUCCUGUCUGAAAUUGAUAAACUUAGUCUUCACAAACAGUGUCAGUUGGGUGUGUUGCCUCUAGGCACGGGAAAUGACCUGGCGCGUGUGCUCGGUUGGGGGCCGUCGUGCGAUGAUGACACGCAGCUCCCUCAGAUACUGGAGAAACUGGAGAGGGCCAGCACCAAAAUGCUGGAUAGGUGGAGUAUAAUGACGUAUGAGAUUAAAAUACCUCCCAAACACAGCUGUCCUGCCACGCCUGAGGAGGCAGAAGACUGCCAGUUUCAGAUAUCAGAGUAUGAGGAUUCAGUUGCUGCUCAUCUCACAAAAAUCCUCAACUCAGAUCAGCAUUCUGUGGUCAUAUCCUCAGCAAAGAUCCUGUGUGAAACAGUGAAGGACUUUGUUGCCAAAGUUGGGAAGUCCUAUGAAAAGAGCGGUGAAAACACAGAGGAAGCUGAAAGCAUGGCUGUGAAAUGUGCAGUCCUGAAUGAGAAGUUGGAUUCACUCCUUCAGACCCUGAACACAGAGGCUCAGGCGAUGAGUCCUCCACCUCUCACCACUCCACCUAUAGUAGAAGAGGAGCUGGAGGAAGAGGAGUUGGAGGAGGAGGAUCUCAGCGAGGAGUCACUGACGGAGCUGAAGGAAAAAAUGGAGGAGAACGCAACGGAGAAGGACUCUCCACACAAGCUUUUCAGGCCACGUGAGCAGCUCAUGCUGCGUGCCAACAGCCUGAAGAAAGCUGUCAGGCAGAUCAUCGAGCAGGCUGAGAAAAUGGUGGAUGAACAGAAUGCUCAUACAGAUGAACAGGACCUGCAGUCUCCUACAGAUGUCAAAAAGGACAUGGAGGAGGAAAACAAGGAUAAUGAGAAGGAUGAGGACACUAAAGAACUGGAGAGUCUGCCCUCAGCGAAGUCACCCUGUUCCCCUACCGAGAGACGUGUGAGUCGCAGCACACAGUCCUGUGGCUCUUUCUCGAUUCCUCCCUUCACCACAAGUAAAGAAAACCUUCCUGUCCUCAACACUCGCAUCAUCUGUCCAGGCCUGCGUGCUGGCCUUGCUGCCUCUAUAGCUGGAAGCUCAAUCAUCAGCAAGAUGUUACUUGCCAACAUUGACCCAUUUGGAGCCACACCUUUCAUUGACCCUGACCCAGAUUCAUUAGAGGGCUAUAUGGAGAAGUGUGUCAUGAACAAUUACUUUGGGAUCGGUUUGGAUGCCAAGAUCUCGCUGGAGUUUAACAACAAGCGAGAGGAACAUCCGGAGAAAUGCAGGAGUCGCACCAAAAAUAUGAUGUGGUACGGAGUCUUAGGCACUAAGGAGCUACUGCAGAGAACUUACAAGAACCUGGAGCAAAAAGUUCAGUUAGAGUGUGAUGGACAGUACAUCCCGCUUCCCAGUCUCCAAGGAAUUGCUGUGCUGAACAUCCCAAGUUAUGCAGGAGGAACCAACUUCUGGGGUGGGACCAAAGAGGAUGAUAUAUUCUGUGCUCCAUCCUUUGAUGACAAAAUCUUGGAAGUAGUAGCUGUGUUUGGGAGUAUGCAAAUGGCUGUAUCCAGAGUGAUCAAGCUCCAGCAUCACCGUAUUGCACAGUGCCGAACAGUGAAGAUUACCAUCCUAGGAGAUGAAGGGGUGCCUAUUCAAGUGGAUGGAGAAGCCUGGAUCCAGCCUCCUGGAGUAAUUAAGAUCCAGCACAAGAAUAGAGCCCAGAUGCUGACCAGAGAUAGAGCAUUUGAGAACACUCUAAAGUCCUGGGAGGACAAGUUGAAGUAUGACAAGCCUCCACUGAGGCCACACCUGUACUCGCAGCACUCUGUAGACUUAGCCACUGAGGAGGAAGCUUCACUUGUGCAGAUGUGUGCGCGUGCAGCAGAGGAGCUCAUCACCAGGAUCUGUGAGGCCGCCAAGACGAACGGACUUUUAGAACAAGAGCUUGCUCAUGCUGUCAAUGCUGCAUCUCACGCCAUCAACAAAACUCAUCCGAAGUUCCCUGAGAGUCUGACAAGGAACACAGCCAUUGAGGUGACCAGCACCGUGAAGGCUCUGCACAACGAGACUGAAUCGCUUCUAGUGGGACGAGUGUCAUUGCAACUUGACCCUCCUGAUGAGGAGUUAUUGUCCAGUGCUUUGCAGUGUGUUGAGGUGGAGUUGGGCAAGCUGGCUGAGAUCCCAUGGCUUUACUAUAUUCUCCAGCCCAAUGAUGAGGAGGACCACUCUCUGGAGUAUGGCAAGAGAAACAGCCGAAGUGGCAUGUUCCGUAUUGUGCCAAAGUUCAAGAAAGAGAAAGCACUAAAGAAGUCCAGCCCACAGUCAGUUCAGAGGUGGGGCACUGAGGAAGUGGGCGCCUGGCUGGAGCAGCUCAGCUUGGGGGAAUACAAAGACACCUUCAUCCGCCACGACAUCCGCGGCUCCGAGCUCCUUCACCUGGAGAGGAGGGACCUGAAGGAUCUGGGGAUCUCGAAGGUGGGUCAUAUGAAGAGAAUUCUCCAGGGAACUAAAGAGCUGGCCAAGAGUGCCAUGGUGGACCUGUGAGGCUCAAGGAGUCCUUUCCUUCAGGAGAAGUGAACAUUUUACACAGCUGCAUUGUCUGGAUGAGCUCGGUAACGAGGGGG
Messenger RNA from Silurus meridionalis, 4409 nucleotides. RefSeq names its product diacylglycerol kinase, eta (gene dgkh). The record is from RefSeq and is a predicted model, not a curated record. Gene Ontology annotation, molecular function: ATP-dependent diacylglycerol kinase activity; protein binding. Gene Ontology annotation, biological process: intracellular signal transduction; diacylglycerol metabolic process; lipid phosphorylation. Lineage: Eukaryota; Metazoa; Chordata; Actinopteri; Siluriformes; Siluridae. Bases 397 to 4329 code for a protein of 1310 amino acids. The transcript has 30 exons.